AUGGCCAUAGUGUUUAUAGGAGUUUUUUUAUGUCCAAGGAGGGCUCGAAAGCAAUUCCUUACGGACGAGUACAUUGCUGCAGCGCUGGAAGAUGGUGCGGAUAGUGAGGAUGGGCUAGAUUUUGACGAUGACAGCCUUGCGGACCCUGAUUUUAUACCAGAACUGGAAACAUUUGAAGAUGACAAUGUGGCGUUGGACAUUGACAUGGAUUCUCUUAUCGAAACUUUAGAAGAUAAACAAGAAAACCCAUCUACAAGCGCAGAAAUUGACCCAUCAAACGUAAGUGUUCCUCAACUUUCUUCAGCUCAAGACAGCCAACAAAUGAGCAACGAGCAAUUCCAAGGUAAAAAAAAGCCUGCCAAGUUGGUAUUACGCUGGAAGAAAAAAAAUCUUGAGUUGAAUGCCGAGCAGCUCAUGUUCAAGGGAAAUAAGACCUUGGGUCCUGAUCUUCUAGACCUUCAUACUCCCAUACAGUUCUUUUUAUACCUGUUUCCUAAAGAACUCAUACAAAAUAUUGCAGAAGAGACAAACCUUUACCGAGUUCAAAAGGAUCCCAAUAGCACUUCACACAUGACAGAAAUGGAUGUCAGGCAAUUCAUAGGAGUGGUGUAUUUAAUGUCUCUUAUCCAGUUACCUAGAGUUAUUAAUCAUUGGAGCCCAAUCCUAGUACACGUAGCCGAGCUCGUCCUACAACAAGGCGGCCAACACGUAUGGCGUAUCGUGAGAACAUACAUCGACGACCAAUCAGAAAGCCAGGUUACCAAGGAAGAAAACGUGUCAGAAGACCUACAAACUACCAGACAGAACACUCCAGGUACGAGGAAUAUGAACACAGUGAUAACAAAAAUGAAUUCAAUUCAUUUUAUCGUAGCGCUAUCGGCGCUCGUAAGUUGUAUGGCAGCCAAACCUGACUUACGUUUUGCGUGGAAACAGGUAGAUUAUGUUUGGGAUAACCCAUCGCAAAGAGAGAACGCUGUGAAAAACGGUGUUUUCGUCCAAGAAAACAAUCUACCACUGGGUUUGGCGAGAUGGAAGAACAAAUUAUUUGUGACUAUCCCACGUUGGAAAAACGGUGUCGCGUCUUCUUUAAAUUAUGUGGACGUAGAUGGUCCAAAGGAUCAGAUUUUGAAACCCUACCCUUCAAUGAAAGAUAAUCUCAUACCUGAUUUAGCUACAGAGCUACCAACAAACAAAUCUAUCGUAUCAGUAUUCAGGUUGUACGUUGAUCCCUGCGAUAGACUUUGGGUUAUUGACUCAGGUUUAGCAGAUAUAUUAGGUUCGGGAAACCAAAUCGCCGGUCCAUCUAUUGUUAUCUUUGAUCUGAACACUGAUAAACUCCUCCACCGCUACUACUUUAAGGUUUCGGAUAUUAAGGAAGAUUCUUUCUUCGCAAAUAUUGUUGUGGAUGUAGACAAGAACACUUGUGAUGACGCGUACGCAUACGUCCCAGACUUGGGAGCAUUCGGUGUUGUGGUAUACAGUUUGAAACAAGACGACUCCUGGCGAGUGGCACAUCAUUACUUCCACUUUGAACCUCUUGCUGGUUCAUACAACGUCAGUGGAAUAGUUUUCCAUUGGACCGAUGGAGUCUUCGCGCUUUCACUGUCAGAACCUAGAGAGAAUGGGUUCCGUACAAUGUUCUUCCACGCAUUCUCAAGCACAAAAGAGUUCUGUGUGUCAACGGAGUUGCUCAGAAACUACAGACAGAUAAACAGGAACGAAGCAUUCAACGAUUUCAAGCUUCUAGGUGACAGAGGAGAAAACACACAAUCUUCAGCGAGCUACUACGACACAAACACUAGUGUUCUGUUCUAUACACAGGUAAACAGAGACGGCAUCGGUUGUUGGAACUCUAACAAGCCGUACACCCCCGAAAAUAACCCGCUGCUGUUCAAUGACCCCAUAAACUUCGAGUUUCUCAACGAUUUAAAGGUUGACAGUGAGGGUAUACUCUGGCUGUUGAGCGACAAACUUCCACGUUUCAUGUACCAAUCGCUUGACCCCAAUGAGAUCAAUUAUAGAAUAAUGAGCAUUAAAGCAAAGGACGCCAUCGCUGGGACUGUCUGUGAAUAG
Messenger RNA from Danaus chrysippus (African queen), 2073 nucleotides. NCBI's taxonomy places the organism in Eukaryota, Metazoa, Arthropoda, Insecta, Lepidoptera, Nymphalidae. The record is from the annotation of a GenBank genome assembly.